Messenger RNA from Psylliodes chrysocephalus, 603 nucleotides. NCBI's taxonomy places the organism in Eukaryota, Metazoa, Arthropoda, Insecta, Coleoptera, Chrysomelidae. The record is from the annotation of a GenBank genome assembly.
CCAACUGUGUGUAAUGAAAAUUCUGAAAUGAAAAUAUAUUAUGUUAUAAGUUUAACCAUCAUAUUUCAAUGUUUUAAAAAUGGUUCUUUUAAAGAUGAAAAUGAAGAAACUGCUUUGAGUCGAAAUAAAAGAUUUCUUAUGUUUCCCAGUGGUGGUGGAACCAACAUAAUACAGUUGAUUGUUGGUCUAGGCAUACCUGUCGAAGUAAGUCCAGAAUCGGUUAUAUUCGGAUGGGGUAUAAGAGCAGUUUACGGCUUGCCAGCAAACAUAUCAGCACUCCAAUAUUCAGAUUAUGGAUCGAGUCGUAAAAAGAGGCAUGUUUCAAGAUGGGAUAUUUACAAAAUGCUGGAACACGAAGCCACGUCUAGAGGGUAUGAAGGAAAAUCUUGUGUUUUAAGAUCAAUAUGCAAAGCUGCAGAGACGCCAUUAGAUAAAGAUCACGGUUUAUUUGAAGAAUUGUUCCAUUCAAUUUUUACACCAACAAGUACUAACGAAGAAGUAGAUCAUCAUACAGAUAACCAGUAUUUUGCAGCACAAGCUCUCGGUAUGAACAAUGGAGGAAAAUGUCACCAAUUUUUCCCAGAAUGUGAUGCAUCAUUAAUG